Messenger RNA from Aspergillus nidulans FGSC A4, 3053 nucleotides. RefSeq names its product retromer subunit VPS35. Gene Ontology annotation, biological process: protein transport; retrograde transport, endosome to Golgi. Gene Ontology annotation, cellular component: cytosol; retromer, cargo-selective complex. NCBI's taxonomy places the organism in Eukaryota, Fungi, Ascomycota, Eurotiomycetes, Eurotiales, Aspergillaceae. Bases 187 to 2787 code for a protein of 866 amino acids. The transcript is spliced from 5 exons. The record is from RefSeq and is a predicted model, not a curated record.
CUGUUCUAUGGAAUCUGAAAGCAGUCAAAUCUCUUCCGUUCCAGUGUUUUCCCUCCGAUAUUAUCAUAGUUUCAUCUCUCCCCUCCCUUUUGAGCCAUUCCAGCUGCUUACCGCCUAAACCCAAGCCGUUUCUAUCUCCGCUCUUGACCUAUCCCCUCUUGCUUCUUACCUGGUCAGAUAACCACAAUGGCUACUUCGGUAGCGCCGUCCGAAGACCAGAGUCGUCUCCUGGAGGAGGCAUUGGGGGUGGUGCGCCAGCAAUCGAGUAUGAUGCGAAAAUGCCUCGAGACGCCAGGCAAACUGAUGGAUGCGCUCAAAUGCGGAUCGACAUUGGUCUCUGAACUCCGAACACCGAGUCUAGGGCCCAAGCAAUACUACGAACUGUACAUGGCUGUCUUUGAUGCACUGCGCCACCUCUCCGUCUACCUGAAAGAGAACCACCCGGUCAAUCACCUCGCGGACCUGUACGAAUUGGUUCAGUAUGCCGGAAAUAUUGUUCCGCGGCUCUACCUCAUGAUAACCGUUGGUACCGUCUAUAUGUCUGUGGAGGAUGCCCCUGUCAAAGAGAUCAUGAAGGACAUGAUGGAGAUGAGCCGAGGCGUGCAACACCCAAUCCGUGGGCUAUUUUUGAGGUAUUACCUUUCCGGUCAGGCGAGAGACUACCUACCAACGGGAACCGGUAACGGGCCUGAAGGGAACAUCCAGGACUCGAUUAACUUUGUCUUGACCAAUUUUGUGGAAAUGAAUAAAUUAUGGGUGAGACUUCAGCACCAGGGUCCCUCGCGAGAGCGGGAGAAGCGGAUGCAGGAGCGUCGGGAGCUGGAGUUGUUGGUUGGUAGUAACGUCGUUCGCCUGAGCCAAUUGGUGGAUUUGGACACGUACAAGUCUGGGAUUCUGCAGGCGCUAUUAGAACAAGUCGUUCAGUGCCGGGAUGUUUUGGCGCAGGAGUAUUUACUGGAAGUGAUUACGAAGGUGUUUCCCGAUGAGUUCCAUUUACAUACGCUCGACCUAUUACUUUCAGCUAUCGCGCGGUUAAAUCCGCAUGUGGAUCUGAAGAAGAUUGUGAUAGGGCUCAUGGACCGCUUAUCCUCCUAUGCGGCUCGAGAGGCCGAGACCUCUAUGAAUGCGGAGACGAGGAAGCAAAAGGAAGAGGAAGCCGUCACGAAGCUUCUCGAAAAUCUCAAGGUCUCCGAGGCGUCCCAGGAGAAACCGAAGGAGGAUGCCACCCCUACCCAGGAGAAUGGCGUCGAGCAGACACCAACGGAAAGCGAGGAGCAAACGAAACCAGCCGAUGAGGUUACGGCAAAUGGGCGCGACGAGGACCAGAAGCCCACCUCGCCUCAAGAUAUCAAAUUGUAUGACAUAUUUUACGAGCAGGUGGUCAGCCUUAUCAAAUCCCGUGGUCUUCCAAUUCAAGAUACGAUGGCACUCCUCGUUUCACUCGUCAACCUCGCGCUCAACACGUACCCUGAACGUUUGGAAUAUGUUGAUCAAAUCCUUCAGUUUGCUACCAAGGAGACAGCCGAGUACACAGACCAUGCAGACUUACACGCCGCACCGACACAACAGAACCUUUUGCACCUCCUCAUUGCUCCGCUCCGCUCAUACGUUUCUGUUUUCACAGCCCUGGCUCUGCCACAUUACCUCCCCCUUUUGUCUUCCCAGUCAUACCCUACACGACGAUCUGUUGCGGGCGAAAUCGCCCGCACUCUUCUUAAGGACCGAACAUUAAUCACUACUACUGAGAACUUGGACCGCGUAUUACAGGCCCUCAGGGUACUAAUUAAAGAAGGUGUGCAGCAAGGAGGUUAUCCUGGGUCACAACGACGAGGCGAGUCAGACGAGACAAUUGAGGAACAAGGGUGGUUGGCCAGAUUGGUUCACUUACUGCAGGCGCCAGAAAAUGACACCCAACUUAAGCUUCUCCAAGCGACUCGAAAAGCGUAUCUAGACGGCAACGAGAGGAUACGCUACACCUUUCCCGCAAUUGUUAGCUCCUCGAUCCGUCUGGCACGGAAACUCAAAUCUCGCGAGCAUUACGAUGACAAUUGGCAAUCACAAUCGUCAGCGCUAUACCGCUUCAUGCAUCAGUGCGUCAACAAUUUAUACCAACGCGUCAACCCCGGAUGCGCCGAUCUUGCACUGCGCCUAUUCGUAAUGUGCGGUGAAGUAGCCGAUCAGACAGGCUUCGAAGAAUUCAGCUACGAGUUCUUCGCCCAAGCUUUUACCAUUUACGAGGAUUCCAUCAGCGAUUCCCGCGCCCAAUUUCAAGCCGUCUGCAUCAUCGCCGGCGCCCUCCACGGCACCCGAGGCUUCUCCAAAGAAAACUAUGACACCCUCAUCACGAAGGCCGCCCUUCACGGUAGUAAACUUCUCAAAAAACCCGAUCAAUGUCGCGCAGUAUACCUAGCUAGUCAUCUCUGGUGGGUCAUCGAAAACCCGCACAGAGGCGAAGAGGACCCCAAGAACCUUUACCGCGACGGCAAACGCGUCCUUGAAUGCUUACAGCGCGCCCUCCGCGUCGCAGACGCCUGCAUGGACACCGCCGUCUCAGUGGAGCUCUUCGUCGAGAUUCUCAACCGCUACGUCUACUACUUCGACCAGCAGAACGAAACCGUGACGACAAAGUACCUCAAUGGCCUGAUCGAGCUCAUCCACUCGAAUCUCCAAACAGACCAGGACGAGCCGAAUCCGGCGCUCGAGAACCCCAAAAGACAUUUUUACCGCACGCUCGAGUAUAUCCGCGCGAGGGAGUUUGAGGGCGUGGUUACGGAUCCCAGAUCUUAGACUUGAAUCUUGGAUGUUUCAAGUAAACUGCGACAUAGGCAUGCCAUCGGUGGUAAAUAUAUGUCAAUUACGGUUGUAUCUGUUAUAGUGAGCGAGCUCGAUGCUUGAGGCGAGCAUUUUAUACAGUGCUGCUGGCCUAUACUGCCUUACAACAAUCACCCUCCCCUAACCUGUUAGGCUUAGUGCGUUUGUUUUGAUCUGUAUGCUGAUAUAUGUAUGUAAGAAAGAUUCCCUUCGUUUGCCGUUGAGCAUUUCUCUCAAUACCA